AUGUGUUUCAAAACUAUAGUAUUUUGUUUAUUAGUGAUUGUUUUAGUCGAGUUAGUAUCCUACACACAAGCUUUAGACGAUAAUGGUGAAGGAGUCUGUGUGGUUAAACUCAGUUCCCGACAACGAAGAAAAAAGCCGUACAAUGUUGCCAUAAACAAGUGGUGUGGACGAAGGAAGUGUGUCGUCAAGAGAUAUAAAUAUGAGACGUAUUUGACUUGGACGAACCACACGGUCUGCUGCAACGGUUGGCAGCACGACAGCGAACAGGACAUCUGUGCUCCAAUCUGCAGCACGGGCUGCAAUGGAGGCAAGUGUGUCUCUCCCGACCAGUGCCAGUGUCUGUCCCCCGCCUACCUCGACCCCGAACGACCGAACACCUGCAUCACACCCGUCUGCAAUCCAACCUGCUUCAACGCCAUCUGCCACGUCAACAACACCUGCAUCUGUCAAGAAAACUACACCCCCUACAACUCCACACACUGCUUCAAAUGCGAUGAGGGCUACACUGCAGAUGAGAACCUCAAUUGUGUCCCAGUUUGCGACCAACCCUGCAUCAACUCCACGUGCACAGCUCCUAAUACUUGCACCUGUGCUGAUGGCUACCGAAAGAAGAACGAUUCAACAUGUGAACCGAUCUGUGACUGUGUCAAUGCGGACUGUGCUGGUGCUCACACGUGCGCGUGCCAUAAAGGCUAUGUUCCCUUGAACAAGACCGUUUGUGUUCCUAAGUGUAACGGCUGUUCUCAUGGAGAAUGUGUAGCGCCUAACAAAUGUUCGUGUCACAAAGGUUACGCGAAAGUGAACGGUGUCUGCAAACCCCAGUGUACUAAAGCCUGUGUUAAUGGUUACUGCUCUGCACCAAACGUUUGUUCUUGCAAGAAGGGGUUCGUGUACAAUAACAGCAGUGCGCAUGUCUGUGUGGUACCUUGUGAUGCAAGCUGCAAAGGAUACUGUGAUGACGAAAAAGGAUGUGUUCCAUGGAACUGCUCGACGCCAAUACCGUGA
This is a messenger RNA of Spodoptera littoralis (African cotton leafworm), 1005 nucleotides long. Lineage: Eukaryota; Metazoa; Arthropoda; Insecta; Lepidoptera; Noctuidae. The record is from the annotation of a GenBank genome assembly.